CAGGGGAGAGUUUGGCAAUAAUUGUACCAGUGGAAAAUGAGGAGUUCCCUGCCUGCAAUAAUUGAGGAGAUGACCAAAGCAAUAUCUGAUCUGAAUGUCAGCCACAAAAAACUCUUAGGUCAACAAAAGGGGGUCUUAUGCCCCUGCAACCCUUCUAUGAUCCAAACUUGCAAUGCAGAAAAAGCUCUUCUGAACAAAAGACUGAGCUCAUGCAAUUUACAACUGAAAUCUGUGCUUCCCCAGAGAGACUCAUUACACCAACAAGUGAAUGUCCUCCGUUCCCAAAUGGCUUCUGUGACUAAACAGAGAGACACAUUACAGAGUCAGAUGAAUGUCUUUGCGAAGUAUCAAAAUGAUGGAUGGCAAUAUUUCCGUGGAAGUCUUUAUUACAUGUCUACAACCACUGCAAACUGGCAGACCAGUCGAGAUUACUGCGUGUCAAAGGGAGCAGACCUGGUGAUCAUCAACGACGCUGCUGAAAACAAUUUUGCGAGAGGAUUCAAACAGGGGAUCUGGCUUGGGCUGUACAAGGAAGGAUCCCGCUGGAAAUGGGUGGACGGAAGUUACCUGUCAUCUAGUGUCAGCUAUUGGAUUCCAAAAGAACCCAACAAUACCGGGGGCCGGGAAGACCGCGUGGAAAUACAGUACUUCAACUAUUUCAACUGCUGGAAUGACUCACCACAGACAAAUAAGAACUACUGGAUUUGUGAAAAGAAAGUUGUUUAGUGGGAACUUUCUGGUCAUUAAAUGACAUUAGCUAGAGAUUUGCUGAGGUUAAAACCUCAAUAUAGAUCUUCUCUGUCUUUCUGCUUUACUUUUCAAACAUAAUAACAACAUUAUAAUCUACUGGUGUAUUGGGGAUACAUAAUGAAUUUAAUCUUUUGGUGUUCUACAACUGCAUACUCUUCUGUGCCUCAAUAAAGCAUUGCAAACCAAGUUCAGUAUGUUUCAUUACUUCCAUCACUAACUUGCUAUUAAAACACAGUUUUGUGAAACCUCAAGAUAGUGUCAACAAGGAUGUCCUGCAGGAUUCUUUAACAAAAUGACACAGAUUUAAUUUUUUUUAUCACAUGAAGCGCCAAUUCGGAAUUCUCUCCAUAAAGUCCCCCUCCAAAGAAAAUUAUGUUUUCUGAGUUUUUAACAUGUACAGUAUGUGAGGCAUUUUUCUUCUGAAAGAGAAAAAAAUAAAUCAUUUCGUGUUUGCAUUUCCAAGUAUUUCUCAUUUUAAGUUGCUGUCACUCAAAGCAUGUCUGGGGGGGAUAAGGGGCGGGGUUGCGCAGCUCAGCACCAUAAGCCACGCCCACACAGAGGAUUUUUUUUUUUUUUAAUAAAGGCUUC
This is a messenger RNA of Oryzias melastigma (Indian medaka), 1338 nucleotides long. RefSeq names its product C-type lectin domain family 4 member K-like. Lineage: Eukaryota; Metazoa; Chordata; Actinopteri; Beloniformes; Adrianichthyidae. Gene Ontology annotation, molecular function: carbohydrate binding. Gene Ontology annotation, cellular component: external side of plasma membrane. The record is from RefSeq and is a predicted model, not a curated record. Gene Ontology annotation, biological process: biological process involved in interspecies interaction between organisms.